Messenger RNA from Cutaneotrichosporon cavernicola, 3057 nucleotides. RefSeq lists its product as uncharacterized. NCBI's taxonomy places the organism in Eukaryota, Fungi, Basidiomycota, Tremellomycetes, Trichosporonales, Trichosporonaceae. The transcript is spliced from 2 exons. The record is from RefSeq and is a predicted model, not a curated record. Bases 1 to 3057 code for a protein of 1018 amino acids.
AUGUCGUCGCACUCGGCUGGCGGAGGUGACCGUACAGGGGUCGAUCGCCCCACGGGACCCGCCGGUUCUUCCUCAGCCCAUGAGGCAAGCCGCGUGCCUGGGUCGGGGUUAUCUUCGGCGUACCCGGUCCUCAACCCGAAUACCACCAACCCAUCCCAGAGUGCAGCUCGUCCCCCGUCCAUGCUUGGGGGCGCUUCCUCGGCCUAUGGUGGAGGCUUUAGCUCGUACGUCAACGACAAGCAGUCUGAGAGGGACCGCCUUCGCCAGGUGGACAGGGAACGCGAACAACAGCAGCGUGAGCGACGCGAUAGUGCGCCCCAGCCGCCAGCAGCAAAACCUACUGGGCCCGACACCUCCCCCGGGCGUCCCACCGGUACACAACAACAACAGUACGGCUCGCGUACCCUCCUCUCGACGUCUCCCACUCUCUCAAAUCGGCCCAACCCUGGCGCGCCGCCUGCGUCAUCCGCAGCUCCCAAGCCUCCCAGCACGAUGCCACCUUCCUCCGCAUCUCUCGCCUCUCGGCCCGGUGUGAGGCUGCCAGGGUUCUCCACGCUCGGCGGCUCCCGACCUCUGGGAGCGCCAUACGACGGUCCAAGUGGUCGCGCGCGCUCCGGCAGCACCUCGAGCGUUGGCACUCCAAUCGGAGAGAAGCCGCCGCACAGUGGCCACCAGCGCAACCUCUCAGCCAACAGCAACCCGCGAGACAUGGGCGGGCUGCCGUCCCUUGGUCAGACGAGUCCAAUCAAGCCCGCCGCCCCGGGGUCCUCGUCUUCAGCGGCGCGUGGUCUCUAUGGUGGACCGCCUCCUCUUCCGGGUGGCGCACGCGACCCUCCCCAGCGCUCUCCAGUCCAGUCCACCGCGUCCAUCUCGACCUCGCCACAACAGCAAACACGUGAACCGCCGGCUCCUGCUGGUGGUGCGAAGCCGACAGGUUCGACUGCGACAUCCGCUUCCCAGCGCCCGCCGUAUUCGACCUCCUUCAGCUCGACCUAUGCGUCUGCAUACACCCAGCCCUACAGCUCGUAUGGCCUGGGUAGCGGAUUCCUGGGCAGUGGGUCGGGAUACCAGUUCUCCUACACGAAUCAGGAGCGCGAACGACGCGAACGCGAACAACGUGAGCGUGAAAAGGAACGCGAGCGCGAGAAGGAGAGGGAGCGCGAUCGUGAGCGUGAAAGGGAACGCGAGCUGGCCGACAGGCAGCGCCGUGAGCGCGAGCUUGAGCGUGGACGUGCUGCUCAGCGCGACCGUGAGCGUAAACUCGAGAUUGAGCGCGAGGAGCAGCAGCUCCGUGCCGAGCGCGAGAAGGAGCGUCGCUCCGGUUUUGGUGUGCAGACCAAACCCUUCCAGCCACCCCGCUCCGAGUCGCUCCCCUACAGCGACUUUUACGGCCGCCCUCGCCCGCCGCCGGCUGGUGCCUCUACGCAACAGUCUUCCUUCAACGAGCCCAAGUUCACGCGGCACAUCGAAGUGAUCAACCGCCCCGGCGAGCACCAGACCGACCGGCCCGCUGCAACAGCAUCCGCGCCCGCGCCUCCCCCGACAGCUCCUGGCCCAUCUGCGCAACCUGCUACCGCACGUGUUGAGCGGCCGUACACCUACAAGCCACAGGAGCAGCGCGAGUACCAGUACCAGUCCCGGGACAUCAAGCGUCCGCGCACGGAACAGGAAAUCGAGGAGCAGCAAGCGGCUGCUACCCAGAUGCAGGCUCAGGCAACGGCACCUGCGCCUGCAGCCGCCGCUGCCCCCGCUCCCGCGGCCCGCCGCACCGCUGGAGGAGGCGGUCGCGCGAAGAAACGCAAAGAGGAGGAGAAGAAGCCGCCGGUGCGCGACUGGUCGCUGCUCACGACUGCCGUCAAGAAGUGGCCCGAGGUCUCAAGUGCGCCUGUUGAGAACUGGCUCAAGAAUAAGGGCUCUGACGUCACCCAGCGGAUAGUCGGCUACGACGUCUACCGUGGUUGCAACUGGUCACUGGCGCAGACUGCUUUGUCAAUGGAGGACUGCCUCGGUGGCGUGGCGGUCGUGCGCAUCAGCGGCGCCUUCCUCGGCUCACAGUGGAAGGUGCGCGGUGAGCCUGGUUGGGACGAGGCGAGCGCGGACGCCGUGCCCCUCCUUGGCGAGCGUAAGAUCUGGGGCACAGACGUGUACACGGACGACUCGGACCUGGGGCUCGUGCUCAUCCACGCAGGGUGGCUCCGAUGGGGCGGAGCGAGCACACACGACAGCGACGCCAUCAAUGUGACCGUCCGUAUCGUGCCAACACUCGUGCACUACCCCGCUACAGCGCGUAACGGCGUGACGACGCGUGGAUGGGGCAACUCGCACGAUGGUGCUAGCAUUGUCGUCGAGCGCGUCGAGCGCGUCCGUGUCGACAAACCGACCAUGGCACGCCUUCCGCAGUUCAAGCGCCGCAAGAUGGCCAUGGCCGAGCGUGCACUUGAGGCUGCGGCAAUCAACGUCUAUGCGCCAGCUCCGCUCGACCUAGAGACCGCCGCUGGCGUACUCAGCGAGGACCGGACCGAGACGCCCAAGCCGCGUUUGUACAACGCCGACUGGAACCGGGAUAUGCAGGUAGUGCAGCUGGACAUCCCAUUCUGCGCGCUGGACUAUAGCCCGGCCGCGCUGGCCGGGUAUCUCGACCCUCCAGGCGAAGGCGAUGCCACGCCGAACCUUUGGACACAUGACCUCUUCUUUGGAAACUCCGUGGAGCGCUACUUUGUGGAACUUGUCACAAACGAGCGCGGCUCGCCACGCUUGGAUAUUACGUGGCUGGAAACUCCGCCGGGCUGGGUCACGCGCAGGGACCUCGCUGUCGACGUUGACCCGCGCAAAGUUCACUGGACCGAGGACGGGAUGGCGCUAAGCUUGGAGGGCGACGAGGAGAACGUGUCCGGCCUCCUGUGCCCUGCCAAAUACCACGGCUGGAUCAUGCGUCCAAAGCCGGUCCAGCCUGCGUAUCUUGAGGACAUUGAGAAAGUCUAUCCGGCUAAGUCCCCAGCCAAGUCGCCCCUCAAGGACGCAAUGGAGGUCGAUUCCAAGGUAGCCGUGACAGCAUAA